Molecule: messenger RNA, 1453 nt
Organism: Salvia miltiorrhiza (redroot sage)
Lineage: Eukaryota; Viridiplantae; Streptophyta; Magnoliopsida; Lamiales; Lamiaceae
Exons: 8
Coding region: 1-1173 (390 amino acids)
Biological process (GO): proteolysis
Molecular function (GO): cysteine-type peptidase activity
Source: RefSeq, a predicted model, not a curated record
AUGACUGAGGAACAAUGGGAAAAUUUCACAUGGAAAGAUUUUAAGACUGAGUUGUAUGAGAAGUAUAUACCAAGCUGCCAUAGACAGAAGAAACAGAACGAGUUCUGGAACUUGAAACAGAGGGCUGGAACAGUGACUGAGUAUGAUAGGGCCUUUAACCAGCUGUCAAGAUAUGUUCCACUCUUAGUGGAUACUGAUGAGAAGCGAGCAGAGAAAUUUAGGAACGGACUGCGCCACGAGAUAUCAAUCUCCCUAACAAGCCAGGGAGUUGCGGGGAAACUGGGCACUAUGCUUCAGUAUGUCCAAAGAAGAACGGAGGAGCACCUCAACAGCAAAACCCCGGGAAUCAGCAACGACAAAAUCAGGGUCCUGGAGGACAACGUGGACAGCCACAGAACGCUAGGGCCUAUGCCCUUAACCAAAACCAAGCAGCAGGAAACCAAGGAAAACUGGCAGCUGCAUUUAAUUGGCAAGGGCACAAUAACAAUAAUACUAGAUGAAGCCCUUUUUGGUCAUGAGCGUAUCUUACAUGUAAAUCUUGAAGAUGUUGAGCCUUUCUGCCGCUUGAAGCCAAUUUCAUAUACGUGCAUUGCUGUCUAUAUAUGGCUCUUGUUCGGUAAGGUGAAGAAGCUAGACAAGGCCAAUAAGUUUAGAUUUGUUGAUCCUUACAACAUAGGACAUGUACCAUCCACUAAGAAGGAUACAAAAUCGAUCAAUGAAAGAAUGGAACGAAGAGCACAAGAUUUAGCAAAUCGACUUGUUGGUACAUUGUCCAAUCAAUUUGUAUUGGUUCCAUGUAAUGUGGAUGAGCAUUGGAUUCUUACUGUGAUCGACCCUCACAAGGAGGAGAUUGGUAUAUUGGACCCAUUUUAUAGUGGUAUUCAUGAUAGUACUUGGAAAAAAGUUAUUGAAUGGGCGUUAAAGAUGUUCAAUGCCACGAUGCAGAGGAAAGGAAGAAAGACACUAAACUGGUCAAUACCUAAGGUUCCUAAACAACCUGACAACUCUCAGUGUGGUUUUUAUGUCAUGAGAUAUAUGAAAGAUAUUAUUGAGUCUGCUAAUUUUGAGAGGAUUAGCUCGCUGCAAUUAUUGUUCAAUAGCAAAAGUUAUUCUAGUGUGGAGAUUGAUGAAGUGCGGAGGGAGUGGGCUGAUUGUGUUUUGCAGGUAAUAUGAUCAAAGCUAACUUGGAUGCAAAGAGGAAAGAAGACCACAUUGAGUUUUUGAAAAAUUGAGGCUUCAAGAACAUUUGAUUUUGAGAGUUGAUAUUAGAUUUUGUCUUCCUAGAAACUUGAUAUUAGACUUUCUAUUGUUAUAUUGAUAGUUGAAACUUGGUGCGAGACAUUGGAGAUGAUUGUAACGUACAUUGGUGCUAAUUGAUUGUGUAAUUCGAUAUUUGUUGUUAUUAGUUAUAUAUAAUUUUAUUUAAAAAACUGUUUUUAUAGGGCCUACAAAA